AUGCAAUCUAUAGCACCACUUCUGAAUUAUUCUGGAUAUACUGAUUACAUAUGUGCCAAAAACUUACUUUUAGCUCAUGCCAAUGCCUAUCAUUUGUAUAAUGAUGAAUUUCGUGAAGUCCAGGGUGGUAAGAUCGGUAUAACAUUAAGCGCACAGUGGUAUGAACCUCAAUCAGAAAAAGAAGUGCAAUCUGCAGAGGACUUCCUACAAUUUGAGGUGGGUAUUUUUGCUAAUCCAAUAUUUUCAAAACGGGGCGAUUUCCCGUCUGUCGUUAAGGAAAAAGUAGCAGCAAAGAGUCAGAUUCAAGGGUUUCCACGAUCACGACUACCAGAAUUAACCCUUGAGGAAAUUGAUUUUAUCAAAGGAAGUUCUGAUUUCUUUGGAUUGAACCAUUAUACUACAUUUUUAACUUAUGGAUUAAAGUUUCCAAUAGACUAUCCUACAUACUAUUAUGCUGAUGUCGAAGUCAUACCUUAUCAACCUGAUGAAUGGACCUCAAGUUCUUCAAAGUGGUUGAAGGUAGUACCCUGGGGAUUUUAUAAAAUCCUAACUAAAAUACGAGAGGAAUACAAUAAUCCACCUGUUUUUAUAACUGAAAAUGGUUACGCAGCUCCUCGUGGUCUGAUAGACGACGACCGUAUCAACUUUUAUAAAUUAUACAUGAAUGCUAUGCUCGAUGCUAUGGAAGAGGGAAGUGACGUAAGGGCAUACACUGCGUGGAGUUUGAUGGAUAAUUUCGAAUGGAUGAGUGGAUACUCCGUACGUUUCGGACUGUACGAGGUGGACUACGAUAGUCCCGAACGCACCCGCACUCCUCGCAAGUCAGCUUACUUCUACAAGGAGGUGCUGCGUACACGAACACUGGACUAUCAUUAUGAACCUGAUAUGAGUUUGGGAAUGAAUGUCGAUGAUAACUAA
This is a messenger RNA of Danaus chrysippus (African queen), 918 nucleotides long. NCBI's taxonomy places the organism in Eukaryota, Metazoa, Arthropoda, Insecta, Lepidoptera, Nymphalidae. The record is from the annotation of a GenBank genome assembly.